Sporothrix brasiliensis 5110 is the source of this 1614-nucleotide messenger RNA. RefSeq names its product polyamine oxidase (propane-1,3-diamine-forming). The transcript has a single exon. Gene Ontology annotation, molecular function: oxidoreductase activity. The record is from RefSeq and is a predicted model, not a curated record. The coding region runs from base 1 to 1614 and encodes 537 amino acids. Lineage: Eukaryota; Fungi; Ascomycota; Sordariomycetes; Ophiostomatales; Ophiostomataceae.
AUGCCUUCACUUUUGAAUUGCGUGGCCCUCUUGGCCGCGGCCAGCUGCACUGUUGCCCUCGCCAUCGAACAGCCCCGACAUGCCACAUCGUCCAGCACCGGCAGCUGUCGCAAGACGAAGGUCGCCGUGCUCGGUGCAGGCGUGGCCGGCAUCACGGCCGCUCAGGCGCUGGCCAAUGCAUCGGUCACCGAUUUCUUGCUCGUCGACCGCAACGACUACAUCGGCGGCCGCGUUGCGCACACGACGUUUGGCACAAAGGCCGACAACUCGUCGUACACCGUCGAGCUCGGCGCCAACUGGGUCCAGGGUCUCGGCUCGCCAGGCGGGCCCGAGAACCCCAUUUGGACUCUGGCCAAGCGCUACGGGCUCAACAACACCUACUCCAACUACAGCUCCCUGCUGACCUACGACCACACCGGGUCUGUCGACUACACGGACGUCAUGGACGCGUACGAUGCGGCGUACGAGGUGGCCGCCGCCGAUGCGGGCGUACUGCUCACCGACAACUUGCAGGACACGAGUGCCCGCGUCGGGUUCAGCCUGGCCGACUGGAAGCCCAAAAAGGACAUGCACGCGCAGGCGGUCGAGUUCUGGAACUGGGACUGGGAGACGGCGUAUGCGCCCGAGGACUGCAGCUUCGUGUUUGGCGUGUCGGGCAACAACCUGACCUUUAACCAGUUCAGCGACGAGAACAACUACGUCUGGGACCAGCGCGGUUUCAACACCUUUCUGUAUGGCGAAGCCAGCACGUUCCUCGUCGAAAACGACCCACGCCUGCUGCUGUCCACCACGGUCACCAACAUCACCUACUCUGAUUCUGGCGUUACAGUCGUCCUCGAGGACGGCGGCUGCAUUGAGGCCGACCACGCCAUCUGCACCUUCUCGCUCGGUGUCCUGCAAAAUGACGUCGUCGACUUUGAGCCGCCGCUGCCGCGCUGGAAAGUGGACGCCAUCGAGUCCUUUGAGAUGGGCACCUACACAAAAAUCUUCUUGCAGUUCAACGAGACAUUUUGGGACGAGGACGUCCAGUACUUUUUGUAUGCCGACCCCCAGGUGCGCGGCUACUACCCGGUGUGGCAGUCGCUCGACGACCCCGGUUUCUUGGAGGGCUCGCACAUUCUGUUUGCGACGGUCGUGGGCGCUGAGUCAUACCGUGUCGAGCAGCAGGACGAUCAAGUCACGCUGGCCGAGAGCAUGGCGGUUCUGCGCAGCAUGUUCCCCGACAUUGACGUCCCCGACCCGCUGGCCAUCCUCUACCCGCGCUGGAGUCUGGAAGAGUGGGCGUUUGGCUCGUACAGCAACUGGCCCGUCGGCAUGACCCUCGAGAAGCACCAGAACCUCCGCGCCAACGUCGGCCAUCUCUGGUUUGCUGGUGAGGCCAACUCGGCCGAGUACUUUGGCUUCCUACACGGCGCCUGGUUCGAGGGCCGCGAGGUCGGCCAGCGCGUGGCGGCUGCACUCCAGAACAAGACGGGCGGACACGGCCAUCACAAUGCGUCGUGGAACAUGGCCCGGUACGAAGUCCUGCAUGGCACCACCAACCUCAACGAGUACAACUACUACAACGGCUGGCCUGUCAGCAGUUUUGUGGACUACGACACGAGCUCGAACUAG